This is a messenger RNA of Labrus bergylta (ballan wrasse), 3592 nucleotides long. Lineage: Eukaryota; Metazoa; Chordata; Actinopteri; Labriformes; Labridae. The record is from RefSeq and is a predicted model, not a curated record.
GCAGCGUGUGUCUCGUACACUUAGUGAACUUAAUCCCUCGUGAUUUAGCUCGUUUAUGAUGUUUUCUGUGUGAGUCGUUUCGAGGCGGAGCUGAUGAGAUGACUGCGGACAACGAAAUGGAGAUUAAAGAGGCGUUUCAGCGCGCUCAGAGAGGCCACAACAACAAGGCGAAGCUGGUGGCGAGUCUGAAGAGCAGAUACUGCAAGCUCGAGGACAAGACGCUGUUCCACGAAGAGUUCGUCCACUACAUGAAGUACGCCAUGAUAGUCUACAAGCGUGAGCCCACGGUUGAAAACGUCAUCGAGUUUGUCGCGCGGUUUGCCACAAGUUUCCAGUUUGCACCUAAAGCGGGGGAGGAGGAGGGGGAGCAGGAGGAACAGGAGGAGGAGGAGGAUGAAGACAUUGAGGAUGAUCACCCAUUUCUGAGUUUCAUCUUCAACUUCCUGUUGGAGUCUCACAAAGCCAGCAGCCACGCGGUGCGUUUCCGUGUGUGCCAGCUGAUCAACAAGUUGCUGGGCAGCAUGGCAGAGAACGCCCAGAUCGACGACGACCUCUUCGAUCGCAUCCACCAAGCCAUGCUGGUGCGCGUCACCGAUAAGUUCCCCAACGUGAGGAUUCAGGCUGCUUUGGCCAUGACCCGCCUACAACAGCCAAAGGAUCCCGACUGUCCCACCAUCAAUGCGUACAUGUUGAUUCUGGAAAACGAUUCAAAUGCCGAGGUGAGGCGCGCCGUUCUUUCCUGCAUUGCAAUGUCUCCUCGCACCCUCCCCAAAGUCCUCAAACGCACCCGGGACAUCAAAGAGAACGUCCGCAAGCUCGCCUACCAGGUUCUGUCUGACAAAGUUCACAUCCAAGCUUUGAGCAUCGCACAGAGAGUGAAUCUGCUGCAGCAGGGCCUCCGUGACACUUCAGAAGCCGUGAGGGAUGUGGUGUGUUCCCGCCUGCUGCCCUCCUGGCUGCAGCGGCUCGACGGUAACGUCAUAGAGCUGCUCCACAGGCUGGACGUCGAAAACUGCUCGCAAACAGCCCUGGACACGCUGAAAGCCAUUUUCAAAGGAACGGCAGCUGAAGAACUUCUGCAGAACCGGGUGCAGCUCGACAACAGGAAGCUGAUCCCCGUGGACUGUCUGACCUGUGAGACUGUGCUUUACUGGAGAGCUCUGUGUGAGUUCAUCAAGGAGAAAGGAGACGACGGGGAUGAAAUGCUGGAGCAGGUGUUGCCUGAUGCUGCAUCUUACGCCGACUACCUCUACGGAUAUCUGAAGGCGGUGCCUCUGCUGUCCGAGGAACAGAGGGCCGACUUUAACCAGCUGGAGCUCGUCAUGACCAAAGAGUUCAUCUCACAGCAGCUAAUCCAUCUGAUCGGGUGUCUGGACACCAACGAGGAGGGCGGCAGAAAGAGGGUGUUGGCCGUUCUGCAGGAGAUGCUGGCUCUCCCUCAGACUCCCUCCUCCCUGGUCUCCCUUCUCACCGAGAAACUUCUCGCCCUUAUCCUGGAUGACCUCAGACGCAUACAGACUGUGGCAGAGAUCAUCUCAGAUGUGAGGGAGCCCAUCACGGAGACCAGCGUGCCCGUGGAUGAGAACGAGAGCCGUCGGCAGCAGGUCCAGCUUGCAGAGGUGAAGGUGCGUAUCAUGGAGGCCAAACAAACCCUGGAGGACUGUAUCGCGGCGCAGGACUUCAGCCGUGCUGCCGGCCUGAAGGACACCAUCACAGAGCUCGAGAACCGCAGGAACAACGUCAUCCAGGAGAUCGCAGCGAGCAGCCAGCAGGCUGACAAGGAGACCCGCGUUGAGAAGAACGACCCCGAGACUCUGCUGAGGUGUCUCACAAUGUGUGCGGAGCUGCUGAAGCAGAUGAGCAUCAAGACGAGGAUUGGUCCAACCAUAAGUGCCCUCAUGUCCUCUCUGGUCCUGCCCUGUAUAGCAAACGCUCACCCAGCUGUCCGCAACAUGGCCGUGGUGUGCUUGGGAACAUGCACUCUGCACAGCCGGGAGCUCGCCAAAACACACAUGGUGCUGCUGCUACAGAUAGCCCAGCUGGAUGAGAUAAAGAUCCGUAUCAGUGCUCUGCGGGCGAUCAUCGACCUGCUGCUGCUGUUCGGCUUCGAGCUGCUCUCUGACUCGGCUGCCGCUCAGACCGCCCCGCCCUCUCAGUCCCCGGACAGACAGGAAGAGGACGCACCUGUGGCCGAGGAGAAGGGAGACACCCCCGAGGAAACCUCACAGAGUAUAAUCGUGAUGCUCUCAGAGUUCCUGGACAGCGAGGUGUCUGACCUGCGCACAGAGACCGCUGAGGGUCUGGCUAAACUGAUUUACACCGGCCGUAUGUCCAGUGCCAAGAUGCUCUCCCGUCUGGUGUUGUUGUGGUACAAUCCUGUCACCGAGGACGACACACGACUACGGCACUGCCUUGGAGUCUUCUUCCAGCUCUACGCCCGCGAGAGCAGGGCCCACCAGGAGGUCUUGGAGGAGAGUUUCCUGCCGACUGUUCGGACUCUUAUGAACGCCCCGGCCACCUCUCCACUAGCUGAGGUGGAUAUUAACAACGUGGUCGAGCUCCUGGUGGAGCUGACCCGUCCCACCGCACUUAUUAAGCCCUCCACCAAUACAGAGGAGGUGUGUGUCCAUGACUUCUUGGCUGUACGCAUUUGCGGUGAGAUGCUGAGAGACCCCACAGCCCCCGAGGUGCGUCUCUAUGCCAAGACUCUGAGCAACCUGGAGCUCAGCCGAGACGAGACGGUCAGGAGAGACCUGCAGACGCUGCUGCAGCAGCUUGUACAGGUGGUGAAGGAUCGCAACUGUCUCCGUUUUCUGGAGAAGAUGGUGUCUCAGCUCGUGGACUCAAAAGAACAGGCGGAGCUACUCAACGCCAGCGCAUUACAGCCCCUGGACGUCAAUGCAGACGAGGCUGCAGCAGACGAUCCAUCGAAAUCUGCCAAGAGAGCCAAAAGAGGUCAGAGGAAAGUCUGCACGCCCAGAACGGGCAGAAAGCCGAGCAGGAGGGCAGAGUCGUCCGAGGAGAGCGAUGGAGAAAACGUUCCAGAGUCCGUCCCCAUGGUGCGCCCCUCUCGGCGGGCUAAGUCUGCAGCUCUGGAGAAGACGAAGCUGGACCUUAACCCCCUCAUCGACCAGGAGGCAAAUGUCUGAUAGAAGUCGGGAACAAAGUGUGCACAAAUGGAUGAUGAAAUACUUUUCUUUCUUUUACCAGCAUUUAUACCUCCUGUGAGGAACAACUUUGGCGCCCCCUGUGGACAAAGUAGGAUUGCUGCUUUUGUCCUGUGCAUGUGUAGUGUUGUCUGACAAUCUAUUCCUGCUUUCUUUUAACAAACUUCUCACUCAUUGUUCUUAUCUGCUGUCAUAAAUAUAAAUGUUCUUUGUCUGACUCUUGUGCCAUUUAACAAUCAUCCAUCUUGAUGUUUUUGUAAGUCAUGAAAAGUUUUUUAAGGUGUCUUAACUUUUAAUCCAGUCAGACCAGACCAGUGAAUGUGUCUUAACUGAAAGAUGUUCCUGACUCUCUGGUCAUGUCUUUUUAAAUGUCUUUCGGUUCAAGUUUGCCAUUUUAACCAUUAAAGUAAAAUCUGAAGAAACAA